AAGAUGAUGAAGCAGUACGUGGCGAGCAAGAAGGGGGGGCCGUUCCAGCUUGCGACUGCACCGUACCCAACCCCAGGACUGGACGAGGUGUGCAUCCGAAGCCGGGCCGUGGGCCUGAAUCCUCUCGACUGGAAGAAUCUCUACUAUGGCGAGAUGGUCAAGACGUGGCCCGAGGUGUUUGGCAUCGAUGCCGCCGGCGUCGUCGAGGUCGUCGGAGCAAACGUGACGGCGCUGAAGGCCGGCGAUGCCGUCGUGAGCCUGGCCGGCCACGGUGGGCGCGCGGGAGCAUUCCAGGACGUGACUACCGUGCCGGCGCAUUUUGCUUCCAAGAAGCCCACCGCAUGGACGUUCGAACAGGCGGCCUCGGUUCCCGUUCUUAUUGUGGGUGGCAGCUCAGGGGUCGGGUCGUCCGCGGUGCAGCUCCUGCGCCUUGCGCUGCCGUCUGCCACGAUCCUGACGACCAACUCGCCCAAGCACAACGCCCACGUCGCUGGUCUUGGCGCAACGACGUGCAUCGACCGUAGCAACCCGAAGCUGGUCGAGGCCGUCAAGGCUGCUUCCCCCGACGGCAAGGGCGUCGACGCCAUCAUCGACGCCGUGGCCGGCGCUGCAGGGGAGCCGGACCUGUUCGACGUGUUGCGCAAGGACGGGCCCCGGCUGUACAGCCAAGUAUUCACGGGCGACAAGAUCGCGGUGCCCGAGGGCGUCGUGGGCACGCCCGUGUUUGGUCGCAUGACGUUCCAGACGCCGGGCGGGAUGAAUGCCAUGAGCAAGCUGGUCGAUCUGGUCGACGAGGGCACGUUUAAGCUUCCCCUCCAGGUGCAGGUGGUGGGAAAGGGGCUGGACGGGAUCGGUCCUGGGCUUGAGAAGCUCAAGGCGGGUGUGAGCGGAACCAAAUAUGUCGUGUCUCUGUAAGAUGUAAUCAUGCGCGCAGUUUGUAUGAGGCCUCCCCAAUGGUCGUGGCACGCAAGCAGCUCCG
This is a messenger RNA of Lasiosphaeria miniovina, 979 nucleotides long. RefSeq names its product putative alcohol dehydrogenase. NCBI's taxonomy places the organism in Eukaryota, Fungi, Ascomycota, Sordariomycetes, Sordariales, Lasiosphaeriaceae. Bases 4 to 915 code for a protein of 303 amino acids. Gene Ontology annotation, molecular function: oxidoreductase activity, acting on NAD(P)H. The transcript is spliced from 2 exons. The record is from RefSeq and is a predicted model, not a curated record.